Trachemys scripta elegans is the source of this 1011-nucleotide messenger RNA. Its product is annotated as adenylate cyclase type 2-like. Gene Ontology annotation, biological process: adenylate cyclase-inhibiting G protein-coupled receptor signaling pathway; cAMP biosynthetic process; adenylate cyclase-activating G protein-coupled receptor signaling pathway. The record is from RefSeq and is a predicted model, not a curated record. The transcript is spliced from 4 exons. Bases 166 to 774 code for a protein of 202 amino acids. NCBI's taxonomy places the organism in Eukaryota, Metazoa, Chordata, Testudines, Emydidae. Gene Ontology annotation, molecular function: adenylate cyclase activity.
AGCCAAGCGGCGGCCGGCGCACCAUGCUGCUCCUCUCGGUGGCCAGCGCAAGGCUGCGCCCCGCUCCUGAGCCCGCCCGCCCGCCGCAGCGGCGCUGAGGGGAACCUGCUUCAGCCGGGGUGAGCGGCCGCGCCGGCCACCUGCGCGGGGCACUGGGCCGCUCGGAUGUGGCAAGAAGCGAUGAUGAGGCGGCGCCGCUAUUUGCUGGAGCGGGCAGAGCAGGCGGCCGACGGGGGCUGCGGGGUGAGCAGCGAGCAGCCCCGCUCCCGGGACUGGCUUUACGAGUCCUACUACUGCAUGAGCCAGCAGCACCCGCUCCUCGUCUUCCUGCUGCUCAUCGUGAUGGGCGCCUGCCUGGCGCUGCUCGCCGUCUUCUUCGCUUCGGGGCUGGAAAUUGACGAUCAUGUGGCAUUUUUAAUAACCGUUCCAACAGCCCUAGCAAUCUUCUUUGCCAUAUUUAUCCUUGUCUGCAUAGAAUCUGUGUUUAAGAAGCUGCUCCGUAUUUUCUCUUUGGUGGUGUGGGUGUGUCUUGUUGCCAUGGGAUAUCUCUUCAUGUGUUUUGGAGGUAUCAUGUGUCCCUGGGACCAGGUAUCAUUUUUCUUGUUCAUUAUAUUUGUGGUAUAUACCAUGCUGCCCUUCAACAUGAGAGAUGCUAUAAUUGCCAGCGUCUUGACCUCUUCAUCCCACACCAUUGUGCUGAGCAUCUGUCUAUCAACUACAGCCAUCAUAAAGGAACACUUGGUUUGGCAGGCUCCAUUGAGCCAUAUUGGCUAGAGAUGGGCCUGAAUCAAAUUCCCAGAUAACACACAAACAGAAGCAGCAAGUCCAUGGCAGCUGAAGAAUUGACUGACAUCUCCACUCACCCCUUUCUGAAUGCACUCAGGAGACUCAUUGGACUCACUUAUGGAGAUCAUGUAUUUUGGUGAUGAUAUCCAUUCCCCUGCUCAGCUGAAGAAGGACACAAAUAAAAAUCCCAUUUCCCAAUACCCCUUUUCUUGGCAGAACUGGUGC